Messenger RNA from Pneumocystis carinii B80, 836 nucleotides. RefSeq lists its product as hypothetical. Lineage: Eukaryota; Fungi; Ascomycota; Pneumocystomycetes; Pneumocystales; Pneumocystaceae. Gene Ontology annotation, biological process: cytochrome c-heme linkage. Gene Ontology annotation, cellular component: mitochondrion. The transcript is spliced from 3 exons. The record is from RefSeq and is a predicted model, not a curated record. Gene Ontology annotation, molecular function: holocytochrome-c synthase activity. The coding region runs from base 46 to 798 and encodes 250 amino acids.
CAUUUUUUUCAAGAAAUGUUAUAAUUUGUUAAAAAGUGCUAAGAAAUGGGAUUUUUUUGGACUGAAUAUAGUGUUAAAGUAGAGCCAUCUAAUUGUUCAAACAGUAGUUCUAAAAAUUUAAAUGAAAAUUGCCCUAUAUCUAGGGCAGAAGAUCAAAACAUAUGUCCUUAUAAGAAACAGGAGGAAAUUAAUCCUCUUAAUAAGAUGCCUAAAGAUCUUCCUCAGACAAUGGCUUAUAAUCAAAAGAAAUUACUUCCUACACGGCGUACAUUAUCAUCAAUUCCUAGAAAUGAUAUUAAUGAGAAUUGGGAAUAUCCAUCUCCGCAGCAAAUGUAUCAUGCAAUACUUAGAAAAGGACAAAAAGAUGUUUCAGAAGAUGCGGUAGAACCUAUGGUAGAAAUACAUAAUUUUUUAAACGAAAGUGCAUGGAAUGAGAUAAAAAAAUGGGAGGAGAGACGUGGAUGUUAUAAUCCUAAGUUAUCACAUUUCAAAGGUAGAGCAUCAGACUAUACGCCAAAAUCUUUAAUAUUAUAUUAUAUUGGAAAAAUCUAUCCUUCAAAAUUUGGAUCAUCUUUACCUUUUGAUAGACAUGAUUGGUACGUUUCUCGUAAUGGAAAGAUUGUUCGAUAUGUAAUUGAUUAUUAUGAUGCACCUCUAGAACCAUCAGGUGAAGUAGCAUUUUAUUUGGAUGUAAGACCAGCUAUUGAUACACCGGGAGCUGUAUAUGAUAGAAUUAGUGCAUGGACAUCUAAAACAUGGGCUCGAUUAUUUGAAAAUUCUGGAAAUUUACAUUCCUGAAUAUUAAAAUGUAUAUUUAAUCAUUAGGUAUUUUUUCU